Messenger RNA from Physcomitrium patens, 1218 nucleotides. RefSeq lists its product as uncharacterized. NCBI's taxonomy places the organism in Eukaryota, Viridiplantae, Streptophyta, Bryopsida, Funariales, Funariaceae. The record is from RefSeq and is a predicted model, not a curated record.
CCUUUCUUUCAGGUCAGCUGUCACGCGUUGAAGGUUCCGUGAACUGUUUGACAAAAGGUCGCGGACUUUGCAGCUCAAGUCGUUGAGUAGAAGGAGCUCUCCUGUUACACUGCUGGGAUAUGUUAGUGUUUUGGUUCGUAUCUCUUCUGCUGAUUUCUUAUCUUCCUGGGAUGGUCAUCACGCGCAUGCCGUCCUACACCACGCGCCUCUUGUGUGUCUAGUCCUCGGUGUGGAGCUUUGAAAGGCCUUUGCAGGGUCUUGGGUAUGAACGAGGAAGCGUUGUGAGGACGUUCGCUCGUGUGGUGCUGUAGGACAUUCUUGCGCGUUGUCUCUUGUUGUUGCCAAUUAGCUCCCCUCGUCCUGUCGAAGUAUAAGUUUUUUGUGGUGAUGCUGGAGUGUAGUGGAGCUUGAGGUUGGAUUGUUGGAGUUGUUUGCGCAAUUUGUCGGCGUGGUGAAGGUCUUUUCGGGAGGGUGGUCAGUGCCAGGGUUUGGGAGGUUUGGAGGGCGAUUGUAUAUUUUUUUCCUGCGGAACAGGCUGAGGACGUAGAUUUUAGCAGUGUUUUUCUAAGACCGGGACAAGAUGUGUCCUCUUCGUGUGAUUUUGCUCUUCCUCUCUGCUAUUCUGGCUGGUUACUUUGCUUUUAAGACUGUGCGAGAGCAAGGAAAUUCCAGCAUUCUAAGCGUCGAUGAGGACGAGCCGGAGCAGGCGAUGGAACAGACUAGCAUAGCCACCAAGGUGACGACAGGAAUAUCAUCUAGCUUUUGGGUUGUGAUCGACAUGCUUAGCGGUCGCUACUUGUAUCAGAACCUCAAGGGGCAAACACAAGCGAAAGGUGAAGAGUUGGCGAGCUGAUAAUAAAAUUGUGGGGUUGUUCUACUAGGAACUGGAUUUCCAAGAAUUUUCUUUUCAGUCAGCAGGCUUAAUUAAGGCCUUCCUGGCCCCGAACACUUUCGUUUUGUGCAUAUACCCUACAUUUCACCGGCAUUGAACUUUUGAAUCCCAGAAGAUCUGAACACCUUCAUCGACAAAUAUCUCACGAAUAGGGCUUAGAUAAAGCCUGAUGCUUGCUUAAUGUGAACCUGUCGAUCCAAUGUAGCUCUUACAGGAGCUAAAUUUCAACUGCCGCUCAGUCUCUGAAGGGCUCAAAGUAAUUUUGACCCCUGGUGAUCAUUAUUUGUAAAUAUCGCAUUUGUCGAAAUAAAGAGACCUUUUCGUCA